UAACGUUAGUUUUUAGUUUUACAUAUUUUAUUGCAUUGGGUAGUUUUAAGAUUUAGUUAUAGAUAACUGACUGUCAUUUCUACUGUUGUGUGGUUAGCGCUCCCGGCUACAACCGGCAUUGUUUAAACAAAUUACAUUAAAAUGAAUACAGUGAGUUCAACGCCAUCGUUCACAACAAAAUUUCGUCUCUGCGGUGUGACGUUAAGAUGGAGAUGGCGACAAAAGAUGUGUGCUCGAAAGAAGACUCAGUGAAUACAGAUCCUUUUGAAACUGUGCUCCUGAUCAUAAAAGAGGAGGUGAAGAGUGAAGAGAAAGAGGAUGGAGAGUGGGUGCCUUCCCAUUUUGAAAAGUCGCUGGUUCCAUCCAAUAGAUCGGCAGGAGCAAAGGUGGUGGUGUUGGAGGAAGGAGAGGUGGCGUCUGACAACAGUCUAGAGUGGGGGCAGCUGGGAGCGGCAGACACUCAAACAGAAUAUGAAAUAAGUAAUGAAUAUCCUAGCUCGGAGGAAGAUGUGAUUGCAGAGGAUUAUAACUUUACACAGCUGUCGAGCUCGGAGGAUGAUUACGAACAACUGGCGAGGUCUGGUCGCUCAGCUCAGUUGGAGAUGUUGAGAUUGAGUUUGGAGAAGAACACAGAAGCACUACAAUCAGUGAAUCGAAAGGGAUAUUUUUCUGUGGUGGCUAAUGAACCCAGUGGUUCAUACAUCAGUGAGAAGUUCUCCUCCCGUACAACGAGCAGUGCUAAGGUUUCUCAAAAUGGGUAUUUGAUUCCACAUGUCAGAACACAUUCCGAUGUGGGGCUUUUCUCAUGUUCAUUGUGUUCUGCCGAGUUCAGUCAAAAAUGUUACUUGGAUACUCACAUAAUAACGCACACUGAUGAGAAUCAGUUAACGUGCCCGCUAUGUUUUGCAGAAUUCAUUCAAAAAAGUGAUUUGAAUAUACACCUGAGAACACACACUGGUGAGAGAUAUUUCUCAUGUUCAUUGUGUUCUGAUAAGUUCACAAAAAAAUGUUAUUUGCUUGAACACAUGAGUACACAUGCUGAUGAUAAGGUUUUUUUAUGUUCAUUGUGUUCUGCAAAGUUUAAUAAGAAGAGUGAUGUAAACAGACACAUGAGAACACACAAUAGCAAAAGGCAUGUGCCAUGUUCAUUAUGUCCCGCUAAGUUCUUUAAGCAGAAUCAAUUAGAUGCACACCUGCUUAGAAAACAUACUGAUAAGGAGCCUAUCUCAUGUUCAUUGUGCUCUUCUAAGUUCAAAAAAAAGUAUCUUCUUAACCUGCAUAUGAGGACACACACGGGUGAAAAGCCAUUCUCAUGUUCUUUAUGUAGUCUUAGGUUUGCUGCUAAGUGUAAUCUUCAGGCACAUAUGAGAACACAUACUGGUGAAAAGCCAUUUGCAUGUAAAAUGUGUCUGGAUAGGUUUGCUGCGAAGUGUACUUUGAAGAGGCACGCAAUGAAAGUACACUGUGAAGUGCCUCUUCAUGAAGCUAUGGGAAGCUGAUGAUUUCAUGGCUUGCUUUAGCGUUGCUGCAUGGGCAGAAAUAAAAUGGAUUUAUUGUAAUUUUAUGUUUGGAUUGAUUAAAAGUUAUUUAAUUAAAA
Molecule: messenger RNA, 1597 nt
Organism: Bacillus rossius redtenbacheri
Lineage: Eukaryota; Metazoa; Arthropoda; Insecta; Phasmatodea; Bacillidae
Product: gastrula zinc finger protein XlCGF57.1-like
Exons: 4
Coding region: 207-1499 (430 amino acids)
Biological process (GO): regulation of gene expression
Cellular component (GO): nucleus
Source: RefSeq, a predicted model, not a curated record